This is a messenger RNA of Lacerta agilis (Sand lizard), 3719 nucleotides long. It is a transcript of the gene ADAMTS3, whose product is annotated as ADAM metallopeptidase with thrombospondin type 1 motif 3. The transcript is spliced from 22 exons. Gene Ontology annotation, cellular component: extracellular matrix. NCBI's taxonomy places the organism in Eukaryota, Metazoa, Chordata, Lepidosauria, Squamata, Lacertidae. The record is from RefSeq and is a predicted model, not a curated record. Bases 1 to 3510 code for a protein of 1169 amino acids. Gene Ontology annotation, biological process: proteolysis; extracellular matrix organization. Gene Ontology annotation, molecular function: metalloendopeptidase activity.
AUGAUUCUCCUGUCAUUGUGCUUCACAGCAGCGGCUCUGGUGCAGUUGAAGACUUCAGCUGACGAACAAGCUGCUAAAGAAGACGUUAUUCAAGCAGAGAGGUAUUGGCAAGCCCCAAGCAACUCUAUUAUCAAUGUAUCUGCAUUUGGAAGGGAGUUCCAUCUUAGACUGAGGCCUAACACUCAUCUAAUAGCUCCUGGAGCUGUGGUGGAGUGGUACGAAGACUCUGUGGAAACAAGAAAUGGAACGGAUGGCGUUGGCCUAGGUCAGAGUGGCACUGUCACCGAAAGAAUAUGGAAAAAAGAAUCAUUAUCGACCGACUGUGCUUACGUUGGAGAUCUUGUGGAUAUCCCAAGUGCUUCAGUUGCUAUUAGCAACUGCGAUGGUCUGGCUGGAAUGAUCAAAGUGGGUGAAGAUGAAUAUUUCAUUGAGCCAUUGGAGAAAGGGAAACAAAUGGAUGAAGAGAGAGGGAGGAGUCACAUGGUCUAUAGGAGGUCGGCCAUUGCACAAGAUCCAGGAGAUAUACUCCCUGACAUCCUCAGUGAAGAAUCUGGCCUUGGGGGUCGUCCUAGUCUCGACUCUAUGUAUGCAAGCGUAGAGCAGCGGCUGAACGAGACGCUGAGGCAGCGCCGGAAUGCCGGGGACAAUCACUACAACAUCGAGGUGCUUCUGGGAGUGGAUGAUUCCGUCGUCCGAUUCCAUGGCAAAGAACACGUUCAGAACUACCUCCUCACCCUGAUGAAUAUAGUGAAUGAAAUUUACCAGGAUGAAUCCCUGGGGGUCCACAUAAACGUUGUUCUGGUUCGCAUGAUGAUGUUGGGCUACACCAAGUCCAUCAGCCUUAUUGAACGAGGAAAUCCAUCCCGGAGCCUGGAGAACGUUUGCCGCUGGGCAUAUCAGCAACAGAAAGCAGACUCCAGCCACUCGGAGCACCAUGACCAUGCCAUAUUCCUAACCAGGCAAGAUUUUGGACCAGCCGGAAUGCAAGGCUAUGCUCCAGUAACAGGCAUGUGCCAUCCUGUCAGAAGCUGCACUCUUAACCAUGAAGAUGGAUUUUCUUCAGCUUUUGUGGUCGCCCAUGAAACUGGCCACGUGUUGGGAAUGGAGCAUGAUGGACAAGGGAACCGGUGUGGGGAUGAGACAGCGAUGGGGAGUGUCAUGGCUCCCUUGGUGCAAGCGGCGUUCCAUCGAUACCACUGGUCCCGAUGCAGUGGCCAAGAAGUCAAAAGAUACAUACACUCCUAUGACUGCCUCCUUGAUGAUCCCUUUGAACACGACUGGCCCAAACUUCCUGACCUGCCGGGGAUCAAUUAUUCCAUGGAUGAACAGUGCCGUUUUGAUUUUGGAGUGGGCUACAAAAUGUGCACAGCGUUCCGAACUUUCGACCCAUGUAAACAGUUGUGGUGCAGCCAUCCGGACAACCCCUAUUUCUGCAAGACAAAGAAGGGGCCCCCACUGGACGGAACAGAAUGUGCACCCAGUAAAUGGUGCUACAAAGGUCACUGCAUGUGGAAAAACACCAACCAGCUAAAGCAAGAUGGCAGCUGGGGAGCCUGGACGAAAUUCGGCUCCUGCUCUCGGACAUGCGGAACCGGCGUUCGCUUCAGAACGAGACUGUGCAACAAUCCUGCGCCUCUUAACGGGGGUCAGGACUGUGCCGGCGUCAACUUUGAGUACCAGCUGUGCAACAUGGAGGAAUGUCCAAAGCAUCACGAAGACUUCCGAGCCCAGCAGUGUCAACAACGCAACUCACAUUUUGAGUACCAGAGCAGUAAACACCACUGGCUGCCUUAUGAACAUCCUGAUGCUACCAAAAGAUGCCAACUCUACUGCCAGUCCAGAGAGACAGGAGAUGUUGCCUACAUGAAACAACUCACCCAUGAUGGGACUCGCUGUUCAUACAAAGACCCCUUCAGCAUCUGUGUGCGUGGGGAGUGUGUGAAAGUGGGCUGUGACAAGGAAAUCGGGUCCAACAAAGCUGAAGACAAGUGUGGAGUAUGCGGGGGAGAUAACUCUCACUGCCGGACGAUCAAAGGGACCUUCACUAGAAUCCCUAAGAAACCUGGCUACCUUAAGAUGUUUGACAUCCCUCCGGGUGCUAGACAUGUGUCUGUCCAAGAAGACGAGGCUACCCCUCACAUUCUUGCUGUUAAGAACCAGGCAACGGGUCACUAUAUUUUGAAUGGCAAAGGAGAGGGAUCUGGCUCUCGUUCCUUCAUUGAUCUUGGCUUAGAGUGGGAGUACCACAUAGAAGAUGACAUAGAAACCCUUCAGACGGAUGGGCCAUUGUAUGAUGCUAUUGUUGUGUUGAUCAUUCCUCGGGACAACGUCACACAGUCGAGCCUGACAUACAAAUACAUAAUCCAUGAGGAUUCGGUCCCCAAUGUCAACAGCAACAAUGUACUUCAAGAGGACCUGGAUACGUUUGAGUGGGCUUUGAAGAGUUGGUCCCAGUGUUCCAAGCCUUGUGGAGGAGGUUUCCAAGACACCAAGUAUGGGUGCCGCAGGAAGAGUGACAGCAAAAUGGUACACCGCAGCUUCUGUGAAGCCAGCAAAAAACCCAAGCCCAUUCGUAGGAUGUGCAACCUUCAGGAAUGUACGCAGCCAUUCUGGAUAUCAGAAGAAUGGGAGCACUGCACCAAAACCUGUGGGACCUCUGGUUAUCAGAUCCGAACCGUGCGCUGCAUCCAGCCUCUCCACGAUGGUGCAAAUCGCUCCGUCCAUUUCAAGUAUUGUAGCGGGGAUCGCCCCGAGAGCCGUCGGCCAUGCAACAGGACGCCGUGCCCUGCUCAGUGGAAAACCUGGCCAUGGAGUCCAUGUUCUGUGACCUGUGGUGAAGGAACAGAGUCCAGGCAAGUCUUAUGCCGUGCCGGCGACCAGUGCAAUGGAGAGAAGCCAGAAUCCAUGAGGGUUUGCAAGCUCGCCCCCUGCAACGACGAACCGUGCCUGGGCGACAAAUCUAUCUUCUGCCAAAUGGAAGUGCUCUCCCGGUACUGCUCCAUCCCGGGCUACAAGAAGCUCUGCUGUGAGUCUUGCGGCAAACGUAGCAGCACCCUCCCGCCACCUUACCUUAGCGAAGCUGCCGAGACCCAAGAUGGCGUGAUGACCAACCCUGGCAACCUCCCCAAGACCUUGGCUUCUCCGACGUCUUCAGUCCCUCCUCGCUCUGAGAGGCGCGGUUCUUUGGGCAGGAUGUCCUUGGCAGAAGAGGACAGGCAUUCCCUGAUCCCCAAUGCCUAUGGAAGGGCCAGGGUUGCCAGUCCACCUCAGCGGAGAGUUCAAAGCCAAGCGAGGAACAAGACUUCCGGGCCGGUUGCAAUGCCGUUACAACUGCCAACCAUAAGUGGGCACCUUGCGACCCACACAUCUUCAGCCUUGUUAGAUAUUGGUCCAGCUGUGACACAGAACAGCAGUUCAGCUGGCGUCCUUUCUCCAUAUAGACCCUCCAAGAAAAAUGAGAAGCAAGCGGACAGGCGGCAACCUCCGAGGCCUUCCACUGUGGAAAGAUGAAACUUAGAAAUAAAAAAGGGGGGGGUGGGAGAUACCUAAAGUGGAGAAUGUGUCUCCUUGCUUUGUUUGGAGUACGGUGGUGCAUGCAAACCCUUCUAACACAGAACGUUCAACAAGUCAACCGCAGAAAAGGAGGUAGGGGGAAAAGUGCUGGCUCACUUUCCAGUGACAUCCAUCCUUCACUCAGUUCCUCCUCUUCUUCCUCCUCU